This is a messenger RNA of Cantharellus anzutake, 1185 nucleotides long. Its product is annotated as dynactin, subunit p25. The transcript has 5 exons. NCBI's taxonomy places the organism in Eukaryota, Fungi, Basidiomycota, Agaricomycetes, Cantharellales, Hydnaceae. The coding region runs from base 239 to 811 and encodes 190 amino acids. The record is from RefSeq and is a predicted model, not a curated record.
CAUCAUUCGUCGCACGUGUUCUUCCUUAUCAACUUCCGGGAUCCUGUCAGCCAGAGGCACAAGCUGCGACUAAACCUCGGAAAAAUCGGUGAGGGACUAGGAAGGAGUCUGGAGACACAAGGCAGCGCAGCAGUCAUUAAUAUUGUCGUGGUUUAAUUGAGGCCCCCAUGCGUGGCGCAAUUUUGAAUGUGGGCCUUUCCCCAACAAACUGUCACGUCACACUUGGCCUCGGUUCGCGAUGAGCUUCGCUCCGCCCAUUUACUACCCAAAGGCAGAUUACAUUGAAACUGAUACAGGAAACAAGGUCUCGAGAAGGGCGACUAUCGCUGGGCCGCAAAACAUUAUCUUGGGUGGGAAGACGAUCAUUUCUAGUCAGGCAAUCAUCCGUGGGGAUCUCAGGAGAACAGGUCCGGGGCAUGCAGUAGUAAUUUCAAUUGGCCGCUACUGUCUCAUCAGCGAGGGAUGCAUAUUGAGGCCCCCUUACAAAACCUAUCGCGGAAAUUUCAACUACUAUCCCAUGAAGAUUGGGGACUACGUCCAUAUUGGGGCCAACAGCGUAGUUGAGGCAGCCAUCAUUGGAAACUAUGUAAAGAUAGGGAAAAACUGUAUGAUAGGAAAAUUUGCUACCAUCAAAGAUUGCGCGGAAAUCGCUGACAAUACUGUUCUUCCACCCAACACUGUGGUGCCCGCACUAGCACUUUUUUCAGGAUCACCUGGGAACUUCGAAGAUAAUCUUCCAGAAUCCACGCAGGAGCUCUUUGAGUCUCAAGCGAAGAGCUACUAUACUCGAUUUCAACCCCUUGAACCAUAAUUGGGGACGUGACUUAGAUGAUAUCACGACGGUUCCUUUGUAACUGGAAAAGUGGAAGUUGAAGGACGGCAACGUUGUUAAGAAGAGUUAUAUAUUGGAUGGGGAAAAUAUGGAAGGACCUAUAGCGGAUACAGCACUCUCGGGCGUGAAGCCAUCAUGGACCAGCUGUUUGGUUCAGAUGCCGAUUGCUCAUGCAUUCAGUUAACAUGUUCCAUGUGCUUUUUGCAGCGUCCAAUACGGUGGGAGCUGAUAUGAGUGUGCUAACAUGCUGUCCAUUAGACAUGAAUCGUUGUGUACACACGAGAGCAAAUUAGUGUGAGUGUCAUCCAUUAGGAACGGUGUAAUAGUUCGGUGGAUUACAGAACAACAGACCG